AUGAGGACAGAAGGAAGCAGCUCCGCACCCUGGAAGAAUCACCUAUUCAAGAUAAUAUUGAUUGGCGAUUCUACGGUGGGUAAAUCUCAGAUUCUUUCUCGCUAUACUAAGAAUAAGUUCAGCAUAGAUUCCAAUGCUACUAAGAACGCUGAAUUUGGGAGUCGGGGUAUUGUCCUCGAGCAUGAGCCUGUUACAGUUCAGAUCUGUGCCACUGGGGGACAAGAAAGGUACAGAGCUCUAACAAUUUCAUAUUUUAGUGGUGCUCAUGGAGCCAUGUUGGUGUACGACAUAACCAAACGCGAGAGCUUUGAAAACAUAUCCGGCUGGCUGAGAGAGCUGCGUAGGACUGUUGAUAGGAAGAUGGUGAUCCUGUUGAUUGGUAACAAGACAGACCUCGAGAACCAGAGAGAUGUCCCCACCGAACAUGCCCAAAAAUACGCUAGGAGGAAAAAGUUAAUCUUCUUUGAAACAUCGGCUUUGGAAGCUAUUAAUAUUGACACUGCUGUCUUGACCAUUGUCAAUGAGAUGUUCAAAAUGGUUUUUAAGAAGCACCUGCCUUUUGCUUACUCAACAUCUCCUCAUACUUACCUACCUGUUAUGGGUAUCAAGUUGGGGAAUUCAAAGAUCAGAGUAAAUCCCCAGGAGGAGGAUGGAGGGUUUGGCAACACCGCAUGCUCGAAAUUAUAG
Telopea speciosissima is the source of this 687-nucleotide messenger RNA. RefSeq names its product ras-related protein Rab11D-like. Gene Ontology annotation, cellular component: endosome. The record is from RefSeq and is a predicted model, not a curated record. The transcript is spliced from 3 exons. Gene Ontology annotation, molecular function: GTPase activity; GTP binding. Lineage: Eukaryota; Viridiplantae; Streptophyta; Magnoliopsida; Proteales; Proteaceae. Bases 1 to 687 code for a protein of 228 amino acids.